This is a messenger RNA of Zingiber officinale, 783 nucleotides long. Its product is annotated as heavy metal-associated isoprenylated plant protein 44-like. Gene Ontology annotation, molecular function: metal ion binding. The record is from RefSeq and is a predicted model, not a curated record. The transcript is spliced from 4 exons. NCBI's taxonomy places the organism in Eukaryota, Viridiplantae, Streptophyta, Magnoliopsida, Zingiberales, Zingiberaceae. The coding region runs from base 1 to 783 and encodes 260 amino acids.
AUGCGCCGCCGCGUCGUUUCCGAAGAGGAGGAGAGAGUCACCAGCGACCCUGCAGCUGUAAGAAAUAGCAGAUGUGGACGCAGGCAGUUCUUCGAUUCGCUUUGCGGAGAAGAAUCAGGCAGUAAGACUACUAUGCCGUCGCCGGUGCUGGAGUCCGGAGGAGAGGAGAAGAGGCGUUCAAUCUUGGCUCUCAUCCUCCUCGUCCCCCGCGAGCUGGCCAUGGGCAGAGCCUUGAGCUUCCUCUUCUCCGUCAUGAGCUUCUAUUUCGGCGGCCAUCGACGUCGCAGCAGCUUCCACAGCGAGCACACGAGCUUAGUCGCUAGGAAGAUGACCAAGGGACCAAAGCCUCUUUCUCUGCAGACGGUGGAGCUCAAGGUGCGGAUGUACGCGGUCGGCUCGGAGUUGGAGAGGUGUGAGGAAAAGGGAGAAGAGCAUUUCAGCGUGCUAGCUGUCUUUGGAACAGGGGUGGACUUGGUGGAGGUGGAGCUGGGGCUGGAGAAGGUGACGGUGAGGGGGUACGUGGACCGGGGCGAGGUGCUGAAGAAGGUCCGGCGAAGUGGGAAGAUGGCGGAGUUCUGGCCGAACCCUGACCAGCCGCUCUACUUCACGACGGCGAAGAACUACUUCUACGACGAGGAGGCGUUCCGCGAGAGCUACAACUACUGGAGGCACGGCUACAACGGGCCGGACAACCAUGGCCAUGCUCCGGCGGCCCACCGGGGAGACGACCGUGUCAGUAACAUGUUCAACGACGACAAUGUCAAUGCGUGCAGCGUCAUGUAG